Molecule: messenger RNA, 1093 nt
Organism: Funneliformis geosporum
Lineage: Eukaryota; Fungi; Glomeromycota; Glomeromycetes; Glomerales; Glomeraceae
Source: the annotation of a GenBank genome assembly
AUGGGACAUUCACCUAGCGAUAUACGAUGCCUGGAAUUCUUCUCUGGGAUAGGUGGUUUGCAUUAUGCUUUCAUUCUAUCCGAAACUAAAGGAGAAGUUGUUGCAAGUUUCGAUAUAAAUAUAAUUGCAAAUUCCGUAUAUAAACAUAAUUUUGGGAAAGAUCCUAUCACAAAAGCAAUAGAUUCUUUGGUUAUUAAAGAUAUUGAGAAAUACAAAGCUAAUUGCUGGUUAAUGAGUCCACCUUGUCAACCUUAUACAAGAGGAGGAAAAUAUUUAGAUGAUAAAGAUCAAAGAGCAAAAGGAUUACUUCAUUUAAUAGAUAUUUUGCCAAAAUUAUCAGAUCCUCCUAAUUAUGUCUUUCUGGAGAAUGUUUUGAAUUUCGAGAAAUCAAAAUGUCGAGAAAAAUUAGUUACUCAACUUUGUUUAAUGAAUUACGAAAUAACUGAAUGCUUAUUAACACCAUUACAAUUCGGAAUUCCUAACGAUAGAUUAAGAUAUUAUUUAUUGGCAAAAAAACGAUCAGAUUUAAAGGAUUUGAUUGUUCCUCAUGAAUUUUUGGAGAAUACAGUAAUUCAUUUAACUUGGCCGUUACCUAAUAUGUUAAAAACAAAUUACCAACAAGAAAAUUAUUCUAAUAUAUUUAAUAUUCCUCCAUUGAGCGCAUAUUUAGAAGAAUUAGAUGAAGAAAAAAUUAAAAAGCAUUUGGUUCCAGAAAAAUACAUUUUGAAGAGUUUUAAUUUUAGAUUUGAUAUUGUUCUUCCAUCAGAUCACAAAUGUUCUUGUUUUACCAAAUCAUAUGGUAGCCGUCAUAUCUUUUCCAGCGGAAGUUUGAUUCAAACAAAAAAUUUGGAGUAUACAAAUUAUAAUUUUGAAAAUCCAUCAUCAUUAUUGGAAAUUGUGUUAAGAUAUUUUACACCUGAAGAGGUUGCAAAUUUACAUGCAUUUCCUAUUAAAUUACAAAAUUUUAAAGUAGAAAUUUUUUUUGAAAAUCCAUUAAAUGAAGCAGUUUAUCAAGAAAUGUCAAUUCCAAAAUCAUAUAAUUUUUUGAAUAAUCAUUAUAAAGGAACAUCUUUUGAAUUUCCCGAGAAUAUUA